AUGCGCUUUUCUUCCCUCGGCCUCGCCCUCGCGGGCAUGGCUGCCGCCGUCUCGGCGCUCGACCCCAUCGCGGUUGUCGGCAACAAGUUCUUCAACAAGGAUGGCUCUCAGUUCUUCCUCAAGGGUGUCGCAUACCAACUUCGCCCCCUUGACCCUCUCAUUGACACGGACCAGUGUCAACGAGAUGCAAAUCUCAUGAAAGAGCUCGGCGUCAACAGCAUCCGUGUCUACCACGUCGAUGCCUCUGCUGACCAUGAUGGCUGCAUGAAGGCUUUUGAUGAUGCCGGGAUAUAUCUUCUUAUCGAUCUCGACACCUUCGGCACUUACGUCGUUCCUACAGACCUGCACUGGAACCAGACGCAGUACGAUUCGUACGCGGCCGUCAUGGACACUUUCCAAAAAUACAACAACGUCCUUGGAUUUUUUGUCGGCAACGAGAACAUCGCCAAGAAGGAGGACUCGGUCGCCGCUCCCUUUAUCAAGGCCGCUGCGCGCGAUAUGAAGGUGUAUCGCGAUAAGAAGAACUACCGCAAGAUCCCCAUUGGCUACUCUGCUGCCGACAUUGUCGAGCUUCGCCCUAUGCUCCAAAACUAUCUCACUUGCGGAGGAGACUCAGCCGACAUUAUCGACUUCUUUGCUCUCAACUCGUACUCGUGGUGUGAUCCUGCCGAUUACAAGACCUCAACUUACAAUCAGCUCGAGACCUAUGCCAAGGACUUCCCUGUUCCCAUCUUUUUCUCAGAGACUGGUUGCAACACGCCCGGCCCUCGCCUCUUUGCCGACCAGGACGCCAUAUUUGGUAAGGACAUGAUCAACGACUGGAGCGGCUCCAUUAUCUACGAAUGGAUUGAGGAAGAGAACCAUUACGGCCUUAUUAGCUACGGCCCUGCUGGUGGCGACGCAUCUAAUACUGAUGUUGAAGGAGGGUUUACCCGCAAGGGCACUCCUACUCCCGUUAGCCCUGACUUUAACAACCUCAAGAGCAAAUGGGCCACCAUCACGCCCACGGGCGUUCACAAGUCAGAUGUUGACCCCAAGACACUCACAACUCCUGCUUGUCCUACUUCGACUAACGGGGGAUGGUGGGCCAUUGAAGGAAACGUUCGCGUCCCUUCCCUCGGAGAGUCCUUGUCGGGAUCGUUCACGUCUGUGCCAAGCGCUACUGUCGACAGCCAGCCACAGAGUACUGACAAGGCCAAAGAUGGCAAAGAUGAUGGCAAAAGUGAUGACAAAGACAAGGACCAGGGCAAAAAUUCCGCUUCCAAGGACAUGCAAAUCACCAUGCUCGGAUCCAGCGUUGCGGUUGUCCUUCUGUUUGCCGUUGUGGCGUUGUAA
This is a messenger RNA of Cordyceps fumosorosea ARSEF 2679, 1335 nucleotides long. RefSeq names its product Glycolipid anchored surface protein GAS1. Gene Ontology annotation, molecular function: 1,3-beta-glucanosyltransferase activity. Gene Ontology annotation, biological process: fungal-type cell wall (1->3)-beta-D-glucan biosynthetic process. The transcript has 3 exons. Lineage: Eukaryota; Fungi; Ascomycota; Sordariomycetes; Hypocreales; Cordycipitaceae. The coding region runs from base 1 to 1335 and encodes 444 amino acids. The record is from RefSeq and is a predicted model, not a curated record. Gene Ontology annotation, cellular component: fungal-type cell wall; cytoplasm.